GAGUAAAGAAAUGUCUUUAAUAAAUUUAAAUUACAUUAUAAUUGUAUUUAAAAAUUUUAGACUAUUUUUAAGAGGAAAACAUUUAAUUUCACUGUGUGACCAGGCGGCUUAAUUAAAUAGUCGUACCAACAUACAGAAGCUAUCAAUGACAAGUAUCGAGUUUGUAUUUUUCCGUGUCCGUUAAAGAAAGCGCCAACAGCUUCCAACCAAUCAUAAACCAUUUUUUUCAAAUAAUUCGAGCGUUGUUGACGCUUGGCGUAGUAGCGUAGUUUUUAUAGUUUGAUAGAUUUUGAUGUAAAUUAGAAAUUUAAGUCAAAUUUCGAAUUUUGACUAGUGUCAAAUGUUGUGGAUUUUAUUUGAAUAAAAGACUUGGAUUAAUCAGUUUGUGAUAGUUAUAUGUAAUUUUAUACAAAGUAUACAGAGCGCUCUGCGUGUGGUCAUGAAAUUAUAUUUAGUUUUCCAAAGUGGUCUUAAUCUUUUAGAGUUUAAUUAGUACAACAAAAUGUCAACAAGAAGUGGUAGGAUAAGACAAAGUUUAAUUGAAGCAAGCCCACCGCGCACUCGGAAAGGAGUUUCACCUACGCGCUCUCCCGGUAGAACUAGGAAAAGUUCGCCAACAGCACGUUCUGCUCAAAAAUCUCCCUCCCGUAAGUCGCCAAGUCGUAAGCCUGCUCCUAAAUAUCCAGCUCGAAAGUCUCCUUCUAGAGCCGUUAAGGAAGAUAAAGAGGAAAAAGUAUCACCAACCAAAAGGCCAACUAUCAGACAGAAUGCAGAAGUAAAACUACUUAAUAUUUCUUCCAAACUAGAGGUUUUGAAAACGACUCGAACACGACGUUCAGAAUAUAUAAGUGACGACGCGACCUCUUCAGUAUCAAGUGCAGAUCCAUUACUUACGGAUAAAGUAAAUGGUCUAGAUAAUGUGUCCUCACUUCCCAACUUAUAUGAACUGAGGAACAGACGAGUGUCUGAAGAUUCAGGCAGUCGAAGGUCGAGUCGCUUUAAAGAUGUUGUAGACAAUGUGGCAGACAUUAAACGGAGUUUGAGUAAAUCCCAUAGUAAAUCCAUGAGCAAGUCUGUAGACAAUUAUUCAGACGAAGAAGGAUCCGAAGAGCCGAUUAAGGAAAAAUCCCAUUCCGUUACAAGAAAACUCUCAACCCCUCUGCCGAGUUCCACAACACUAUCACAGAUUAAUGACAAAUACGAUUUCAUGGGAUUGAUAGGCUCUUGUAUAUUAUAUUUUUUAAUACCAAUAACUGUAUUCUACAUUCUAAUCUCUUGCCAUAAUUCAUGCUCAUUAAAAACUUUGCAUGAAAUAUAUCCAUACAAGUCACUAUUAUUAUGGUUCAGUCUGCCGACCACAAUUUUGGUCAUUGCGCAAUAUGUUCUUCAAGCUGUUUUAGCUUCAUCACGAAUGUUUGGUAUAACGGAGAUUGAUAAACAGGGUAGGAAAUUCUGUUUUAACGCUCUAUUUGCCGCUGUUUCUUCAAUAAUCAUCUUACUUGUGUUAUUUUAUUACAAUAUUAUUGAUACAAAUAUAGUUCUUAGCUCGUACUUGCAAUUGGCAAGUACAUCAUACUUGAUUGGGGUAUUCCUAGCCGCUGUUUUAUAUUACAAGAGCUUUAACAACAAGGAAAAUUUAAAUUCUUAUGGUAAUUCUGGCCAUUUUCUUUAUGACUUCUUUAUGGGCAGAAAGAUACAUGAUAGAUUUGGGAAGAUAAACAUUAAGCUGUGGUUAGCGAGGACAAGUAAUAUCACCGCACUUAUUCUGACAAUAAUAAUGUUUGAGCACGGAUUUAAGAUACAAGGACAUAUAAGUGAUCUCAAAUGGGAGUCCUUGGAAGGAAUUUCCGAUAUAGUGCAGUUAAAGCCCACCACACUUGUAUACUCUGGGAUGCAAAUGAUAUAUAUUUUAUAUUUUAUUAUGAAAGAGAAACAAAUAACCACAACAUUUUAUUGGCAUUCCGAAGGUUUGGGCUACCUUCAGACAGUAUCGAGUACUCUGUACCCGUUUUUAUUCACAACAAUAUCCAAAUAUGUUAUCGACACAGACCUAUCUAUGCCCUACCAUUUACUACUAUCUGCCACUAUAGUAUAUUCCUUGGGCUUCUUAUUAUUAGUUACGAGUAAUAACAUAAAAUAUGAAUUUAGAGAAAAUCCUCUACAACCCAAAGUGAUAAAUUUAGAAUCAAUGCCCACGUUUCACGGUAAAAAAUUGCUAACGACUCACAUGUGGGGUAGAUUGCGCCACCCGAACUAUACGGGCGACAUAUUGAUACAUACAGCACUUGCGUUGCCGGGGAUACUCUCACGACAGAUGCUGGCCUGCGCCCCGGCUGUCAUCACGGUAUUGGUGCUCGUUCAUCGUUCGUGGCGGGAUCAUAAGCGAUGUAGAAAACGUUAUGGUGCAGCUUGGCACAGAUAUUGCAUGAAAGUACCAUCGAUUCUCGUACCAAAAAUAUUCUAAUUUAUACGUGAAUUCACAUAUACAGCAUAAAUAUUUUUGUGUCAUAUAUUACAUAAUAUGUACCACGCAUUACACGCGACAUGCGUGAUAGAUGGAUGUAUUAUGUAUUACAACAUAUUAUUUUUAAAUACAGUAUUUUUCAUAUCUGUAAACGUAAAUUUUAGAAUAAAAUUAAAUUAAUUAUGAUUUAUUUUAUACUCAAAUUAUGUAUUUUGUAUACAAAUUAUAUUUUAAUUAUAAAUAGGUAUUUUUUUUAAAUAAAAUAUUUGGGUUAUACUUAUUUGCAAAAUUGCCGGACACUGGCAUUUAGCUCUCUAAUGUUAAUGAUUAUUAGGUACAUUAUAGAAAUGUGUCUUGAAUAGAUGAAUGUUGGUUUGUUCAAGGUUUUAUGUACAAUAAUAUACAAAUAUUUGAUGUUGAAUAAAUUAUUAGAUUUGAGACAUGUGUUCAACAAGUUUCGUAAGUUGUUUGAACAAGUCUUAUACAUUAAUGUAAGGUUAGUUUUAAAACGAGUUGUGCCACCAAAUAGUUUAUAUAGCUUUACAUAACAUAUAACAUAAGGGUAUGUUUUAAUGUUGAUGAAAAAUGUGCCUAUAUUUAAAAUUAUUAUAUAUUUUUACAUUUCGGACUUCGCAUUAAGUUCUGCUCAACGUAGCGUACGUUCUGUGUAAUGUUAGUGCUUUUUAUAUUUUUUAAAUUAAUUAUUGUAUUGGCGUAAAUUAAAUUUUGUUAUAAUCAAUUCCAUCGAGAACUCUGUAAGAAUAAAUUUAGAAGAUUU
Messenger RNA from Danaus plexippus (monarch butterfly), 3242 nucleotides. RefSeq names its product delta(14)-sterol reductase TM7SF2 (gene LBR). Gene Ontology annotation, cellular component: nuclear inner membrane; endoplasmic reticulum membrane. Gene Ontology annotation, molecular function: oxidoreductase activity, acting on the CH-CH group of donors, NAD or NADP as acceptor. The record is from RefSeq and is a predicted model, not a curated record. Gene Ontology annotation, biological process: sterol biosynthetic process. Lineage: Eukaryota; Metazoa; Arthropoda; Insecta; Lepidoptera; Nymphalidae. Bases 503 to 2464 code for a protein of 653 amino acids. The transcript has 3 exons.